GGAAUCAAUCUCCACAAUUACAAGCAGUUAAUAAUAGUAAUGGCAUAAAGGGAUCGGCAUUUAUUGUUUUAUCAAAAUUGGUUAGACGAUUUGAUAAAAAAUCCCUAGAAAGACAAGUAGGAAGGGUUGUUCCAUUAGCCAUUAAGGGUUUUAAUGACACAAAACCUGAAAUACGAAAAGCUGUGGUUGAUGCAAUCGUUGCAAUAUAUUCCGUAAUUGGUGACGAUAAAACUUUUUUUCAAUAUUUAGGCAGCCUAAGUCCUUCGCAAAAAAAUUUAUUAAAUUAUUAUUUUGACAAAACUACAAAACAACAUAAAAUUACACAAAUAUCAACAAAAGGGGUGCAAAUAUGA
Messenger RNA from Entrophospora sp. SA101, 353 nucleotides. The record is from the annotation of a GenBank genome assembly. NCBI's taxonomy places the organism in Eukaryota, Fungi, Glomeromycota, Glomeromycetes, Entrophosporales, Entrophosporaceae.